AAAACAACAAUACGCCAACUUGUGGUUGUUUUUUUAAAUGGGGCCAAGAUAAGUUGUAAAGAUACAAUUGUGGUUUUUAUAUAGUAAAAUAGUUAAUUAUGUCUGAAGUAGCCAGGUUUAGCUUUCCCCAACAUUUUAAAUAAAAUACGCACAAUUUCUCCCAAGGUUUUGGGCACAAAGUUGUUAGGAGAGCCCCUUUGCAGUCCGUGCUUGUUGGCUUGCUUCUCUUGGGCCCAUCCUCAGAGAAAGAAGGAAUAGCUUGGGAAUAUGUAAUUCUCUUUCUGGGUGUUAUUCUGUGGUGUGAACCACCAUGCGACACUGGGAGAUGGAAAGAAUUCCAGGGUGCUCAUUUAGGAGAUACAUAAGAUCCAGGGCAGGAUUUGGGCAAAGGUGUCCCAUUUAUCAGGAUUGUGUUUUAACAACUGUUGCGUUUUUCUCUUUGCGGUCUUUGACAAUUUAAAGAAAUAAUUGUCUGGAGCUAUGGAUUCCCUCUCUUGCAUUAGAUGGAUAGUGCUGGGCUGUCUGCUGGGAAAACCAGGACUUCUGAGCAUAGGGGAGUGCAGAAGACUGCAGGGCAGGGAUGGGACAGGAUGGGAGUUUGGGGCUUCCAUGGUCUGUCUCUUGACUCUUAAGAAGCUUGGUUUAUUCACACUUACUGAAAGCUGUGUACUUUUGGCAUCUGAUAUUCUACAUCAGUGAGGCUUUUCAGACCCUUGAUGUGGCUUUCUCUCUGACUUCUGAAUAGGGAGGGUAUUUCUUUUUCUUCUGUAAAACUAUUUAACCUUCUGUUCUUACAUCUCCAGUACUGCUGGCAGGUGGGUCAAGUUAAAGAGCUUUGAGGGAGGGAGGGAGAGACAGAGAGACAGAGAGAGGGAGGGACUGAUUACCUGUUUUGAGAUGGUGGCACUGGGCAUUGGAUCCACCACCACUGUUUUACCAUUUUUCCCAGGUAGGAGAAAGUGGAAGGAGCAAGGUAACAAGUAGCAUUUUCAAGGCAAAUUGGUGGCUGUGGAAGGUACUGCCAACUUUCAAAUGAGGUUUUGGAAGUUGGAAGGGGGCCCUGGGAAGUAGGUGGUUGCACCUGGCAGAAUCUGGCAUGCAAAGGCAGCGAUACAGCAGGGGCUCUAAGAAAUGGGAAGAGGGGCAGAUUCUGCUCCAGUGGAAAAAGGGCUGGGAAAACAAUAUCUUGCCUCCAAACCUUUGCAGAGGAUAAGUUACUUGUUAAAUGACAUUUUUGCAAGAUAAGCCUUGUGGCAACUGAUUAACUUCAGUACAGCCAGAGGAAGGUUUGGCUCUGCAAUCUCUUUGAACUCUUUCUAGUGGAGCGGCCUCACUUUAGUUGUGCUUUUCGUGGGUCAAUCCUCCGAAUCGGUUGCUGCGGUUACUCUUUUGCCCUGGACGAGGAAUUGCUGCACCCUCAUCUUUGGAGUACAGUAUUAGGCCAGCCUGAAUUUUUCAGUCUGAACCAAACUUCAAACCUGCUUCAACAUUUUUGCCUCUUCAUUAGAGACGCUGCAAGUGCCAAAGGAGCUGGAGUGACUUUCUUCCUUGGACCCUUGGAACACAGCCUGAAAUAGAAUCGGGGCUUGAGAGGCAUCCAUCUACUUACAGCCAGCAGAUUCCUCAGGAUUUCCUUUUGGUUGCAGGAAUGGAACUCGAGGCGGGUGUCAAAGGCUGCAUACCUGAGCAGUUUCAGGAUGGAAACCUAUCCCAAGUACAGGCUUCUCCAAAAAAGCUGCCUGCCUUCCUCUUAAAGCGACGCAGGAAGAUAAGCCAAGCUUGUGUUAAAGAGAGGGGGCAACUGAAACUCUCCAUCCACCUGCAAGGCAGAAGGCUGAAACUUUAUGUCGUGGAAGCCAAACGUCUCAUGGGAAAACAGGACCGAAUGUGUGGCUCCUUUGUCAAGGUGUCCAUUGUGCCAGACACAUCAUGGAAAUGCAGGCAGAAGUCCAGGACCAUUCUGGGCAGUACAAACCCUGUUUUCCACGAGCAAUUUAUUUUCUGUUUGCAGGAGGAAGAUGAGCAAAAGCGCCUCCUCAUCACAGUCUGGAACCGACCACAGGAUUCGAGGCAGAGCACACUCCUUGGCUGCAUGAGCUUUGGUGUGAAGACCCUGCUGGGCCACGACAAGAAAAUUUGUGGUUGGUAUUAUUUACUGGGAGAAGAUCUGGGCAGAAGAAAGCACCUGAAAGUGGGCACACGUCCCCUCAAGCGAGGCCAAGAGAUGACGUUAGCCAAGCCGGCUGCCUUGUUGGGGGAGCAGCAGCUGCAGGAGGACAUGGAGCAGAUCAAGAUCACAAUCCCGCGUGGGAAGAAUGGGUUCGGUUUCACCAUCUGCUGCGACGCCCCUGUUCGGGUCCAAGCCGUUGAUUCUGGCGGCCCAGCAGAGAAGGCUGGCUUGCAGCAACUGGACACGGUGCUUCGGCUCAAUCAGCAGCCUGUGGAAGACUGGAAAUGCGUAGAAUUGGCCCAUGAGAUUCGGAACUGUCCCCAGGAGAUCCUCCUCAUCGUUUGGCGCAUUGUGCCGCAGGUCAAACCCAGCCUGCAAGGGGUCCCCCGCCACCCCUCUGGCAAAUCCACCUACGAUUUGCAGUCUCCGCCCACCCGGCGGGAGAAGAGCAGCACCGGGCGAUCGCGGGCCCCCGAGCAUCGACAGAGCUGCCACGUGCUGUACGAUGGGAACCACGAGUUUGCGCUCAACAGCUGGGAACGAUACACUGAGCUUGGCAAGGCUCCCCAGCAGCACACCAUGCCUCCGCCUUCCCGACCUCCUUCCUCCAGUGGUACAGACAAGAACUACAUCCUCCUUACCCCGCUUAAUCCGGGAGGCCAGCUUCUGAGGCGAGUCUGCCAGGAGAAUGAAGCUCCCGGAGGCAAUGUGUGCAAAGGAGAAUCUCGUGGCAAGAAAUCCCGGCUGAUGAAGACGGUGCAGACCAUCAAGAGCCAUGGAAGCAGCACCCAGAGCUGCCCUCUGCUGGGAUCCCACAUCCCACCCUCCAGUUACGGCACCUACGUAACCCUCUUGCCCAAAGUGCUGGUUUUCCCCAUCUUCGUGCAGCCUCUGGAUCUUUGCAGCCCAGCCCGGACGCUGCUUUUAUCAGAAGAGCUGCUGCUUCACGAGACUCGAAACAAACCAACUGAGGUGACCCUCUUCGUUUAUUCAGACUUACUGCUCUUCACCCAGGAAGAGGAGCCCGGACGAUGUAAUGUCUUUCGCAACCCGCUUUACCUGAAGGAUGUGCGGCUGCAAGAGGAUUCCCCUGAAGAUCUGAAAUUCUGCAUUCUUUACCUGGCAGAGGAGCUGGAGUGUGUGCUCAGCCUGCAGGCUCACUUCCGCGAGCAGAAGACCAGGGUGUGCUGGUGUCUGAUUGAGAACAUUGUGAAGCAGCAGCCGAGAACAACUCCGACAGCCCCUCCGGCGGAAAGCAAGAUGCUUGAGCCAGAAACUGCGAAAUUAGGGGCAGUGCCAUCUGUGGGGCAGGACGACAGCAGCCGCCGCCUUGCCUAUCCUGUGAGAGGCAACUCCAUAGAGGGGCUGACGGGGGAAGCUGUGGCAGAAGUCCAGGGCAUCACGAUGGAAGAGGGAAGGCAGAGCCGCCACCUUGAGCGGCAGGAACAGGAAGCGCCCUGCAGCGGCUCCACUGCCUUCGUCAUCCCAAAGUUGCAGGUGGACGGUGCCUUCAAUCAAGACCUGACCUGCCUCACCAGCCUCAAGCUCAGCGGUUCAGAGGAAUUGGCUGAGGAGGAGGAGGAGGAGGAGGAGGAAGAGGAGGAGGACAGUGGUGAGGCUUAUCUGGCCAGGGGGGACAGAAAACGCUGCAGCCUGUUUGAAACGUCUCAGCCGGCCUGCAGCCUGAGUGUGCAGAACUCCCUGCGGCGUCGCACUCACAGCGAAGGCAGCCUGCUCCAGGAGCCCCGAGCGGGCCACAGCUUCACCUCCGACACCAGCCUCAAUUACACCGAGAUGCAAGGGCCGACCUCCGGCUGGACCCUGCCGUCUCCACAGAGCCUCAAGAAACAGCUUCUGAAGAACGGGGGCUCCAUCCACCAACUCACCCUGCUCUUUGUUGGGAAUCGGAAGCAGCAGCAGGGGCUGGAUCCUGAAGGACUCUGUGACUCAAGAGGGGCCCACAAGAUGAACAAGACAAUGGCCAAAGACGUCAAGAACCGACUGGCGCUCUUUCGGAAGCGGCAUGAAGCCUUGGGGAGCCAGCCUGAGAGCAAGGCCGACAAAGGGAUGAAGCCUCAGCGGCCCCCUCCUGAAGAAGCUCUCAAGUGGGGGGAAUCGCUGGAAAAGCUGCUGCAGCAUAAAUAUGGAGUGGCUGCCUUCCGUUCUUUCCUGCGCACUGAGUUCAGUGAGGAGAACCUGGAGUUCUGGCUGGCAUGUGAGGAAUACAAGAACAUCAAGUCCCAGUCCAAGAUGAUCGCCAAAGCCAAGAAGAUCUUCACCGAAUACAUUGCGGUCCAGUCCUACAAAGAGGUCAAUUUGGACUCCUACACCCGGGAACACACCAAAGAGAACUUGCAAAACAUCAGCUGGGGCUGCUUUGACCUUGCCCAGAGGCGGAUUUAUGGCUUGAUGGAGAAGGACUCCUACCCCCGCUUCCUGCGCUCAGAGCUGUACUUGGACCUCAUUAACCCGAGGAAACCUUCACUGUAGAUAGAAGAUGCUAGGCCUCCCUCCAGGAAACUCCCGGGGAGCAGUAUGUUUACAAAUAAUUACCAUUUUGGCCAUGGGAUUGUCUGGAUAAAUAAAUCUGUCUUCCCACCCAAAGGGGCCUCGGGGUGACAGAACUAAGUAGCUUUACUAUUCCUUCUUCCCGACAACCUGCUUUUUCCUCUGGUACGAUGAAGUCAGAGCACCCGAAGCUGCAAAGGAGCAGGCCUUCCAAUGGACGACUGUGAAGUCCAGAGCCUUCCUUCCACCCUUCCGCUCUUCUGGAGGUGGCAGUGCGAUGCACGCAGACCUGUCUUGGGGGAUCCGUGGCUUUCAUGAAUGGGCCACAUCCUCAAAGAGCAAGAGGGAGUGGGAGGGUCUCUUGCAGACUUCUGCUUUUGAAUCUUGGCAUGUCUUCUUUGGACAGAAAGCUCCCUCUGAACUGCAACAGACAAGGAAUCCUCCUGCUUCUCUCCCACUUUCUGAAAGCCAUGAUAAUCCUUGCUAAGUUUAUUUAUUGAAGCCUUCUAGUGGGACACCACGUCUAUGAGAAUGUCUCCCUGUUGAGUUUCCUUUCAAAUUUAAGUGCAAUAUUUUUUUAUUACCCUAUUGCUAUUAUUUGUCUCCUGUUUUUCUCUCUGACCCUUGGAGUGAGUGGCAGAAUGAAUGUCAGUCAGUCACUCUUGUUCCUUAUUCUUUGGCCUCCGACGUCUGCCCCGGCAGAUGUGUAAAAAGCUUACUGCAUCUUGUUGCAACAGCGGUGUGUACCUUGUAGAGACUGGAAAGCAUCUGUACGUUUCUGUGCUGUGUCACCAAAGGAGGUGUGAGCCACAGCAGCAUUUCUGGAUUUGCAUUCAUAUCCACGUGACUCUUUGGGUCCAGAAAGAUGCGAUCUCCUCCAAUGGAUCUUUUGACCAAGUGCCUGGUUAACUACUCAGGCCUAUCUCUGCAGUUCAAGAUAUUUUUGUUUUUUACUCUGUCCUGUCUAUUUAGGAUAAAUAAAGAGACAAUACAAGUUAA
Molecule: messenger RNA, 5677 nt
Organism: Thamnophis elegans (Western terrestrial garter snake)
Lineage: Eukaryota; Metazoa; Chordata; Lepidosauria; Squamata; Natricidae
Gene: RGS3
Product: regulator of G protein signaling 3
Exons: 24
Coding region: 1649-4660 (1003 amino acids)
Biological process (GO): signal transduction
Cellular component (GO): nucleus; plasma membrane
Molecular function (GO): protein binding
Source: RefSeq, a predicted model, not a curated record